Molecule: messenger RNA, 5539 nt
Organism: Corythoichthys intestinalis (scribbled pipefish)
Lineage: Eukaryota; Metazoa; Chordata; Actinopteri; Syngnathiformes; Syngnathidae
Gene: clip3
Product: CAP-GLY domain containing linker protein 3
Exons: 13
Coding region: 145-1962 (605 amino acids)
Biological process (GO): cytoplasmic microtubule organization
Cellular component (GO): microtubule plus-end; nucleus; cell cortex
Molecular function (GO): microtubule plus-end binding
Source: RefSeq, a predicted model, not a curated record
GACCGUCCCUGAUCACCAUCAUCACCAUUCAUCAUUCAGCACCAUCCUCCUCCGCCUCUUCAUCACCAUAGUCUUCUUCAGUGUUGUUUUGAGAGCAGAUCGCCGCAUUUAAGCAACGAGUGGCUUGUUUUCAGGCCCACAGUCAUGACCAAAGAGGAGAACCUGGAGAUGCAGGAAAAGGAGAGGCAUGAGCGCGAGGAGCAUGAGGAGGAAGAGGAAGAGGAGGAAGCCAGGGUCCAAGGGGAGGAGGACGAGGAACUGACCGAGGAUGAGGAGGAAGACGACCGAGACCAGCGGGAGGCGGAGGAUGAGGACGAGCGGGCCGAGGAAGAGCGAGAGGAGGAGGAGCGAGAGGAGGAAGAGCGGGAGGAGGAGCCGGCCGAGAACGAACCGCUGUCCGUGUCGGCGCUCCAGAGUCCCCUCCGAGAGAGCCGACGACGCCCCAUGGUGCACCCUUCGGCGCAGGCGCCCCUGCCCAAAAAUUACGCCUUCACAUUCUUCGACCCCAACGAUCCGGCCUGUCAGGAGAUCCUGUGGGACCCCCGGACCACCAUACCUGAGCUGUUCGCUAUCGUGCGACAGUGGGUCCCCCAGGUGCAGCACAAGAUCGACGUCAUCGGCAACGAGAUUCUGAAACGCGGUUGCCACGUAAACGACCGUGACGGUUUGACGGACAUGACGCUUCUUCACUACAGCUGCAAGGCGGGCGCACACGGUGUCGGCGAUCCAGCGGCGGCGCUGCGUUUAACCAGCCAGCUGAUGUCUCUGGGCGCGGACGUCAGUUUGAGGAGCCGCUGGACCAACAUGAACGCUCUGCACUACGCCGCCUACUUUGACGUGCCGGAACUGGUCCGAGUCCUGCUGAAGGCCGCUAAACCCAGAGUUUUGAACUCCACGUGCAGCGACUUCCACUACGGAACGGCUCUGCACAUCGCCGCCUCCAACCUAUGCCUGGGCGCGGUCAAGUGUCUUCUGGAGCAUGGCGCCAACCCCGCCGUCCGGAACGAAAACGGGCAUGUACCGGCAGAGGUGGUCCCGGACCCCAUGGACAUGAGUCUGGACAAGGCCGAAGCGGCCAUGGUGGCCAAAGAGCUGAAGCAGCUGCUCCUGGACGCCGUCCCGCUCAGCUGCAACCUUCCCAGAGCCACCUUGCCCAACUACGACAACAUUCCCGGGAACCUCAUGCUGUCCUCGCUGGGCAUGAAGCUGGGCGAACGUGUGCUGCUGGACGACAUGAAGAAGGGUACUCUUCGUUUUUGCGGGACUACGGAGUUCGCCAGCGGCCAGUGGGUGGGCGUAGAGCUGGACGAGCCGGAGGGCAAGAACGACGGCAGCGUGGGCGGCGUUCGCUACUUCAUCUGCCCGCCAAAACUCGGUAUCUUCGCUCCGGUGUCCAAGAUCACCAAGUCAGCGGAGCAGACCGCGUCCUCCGUCACAUCUACUCCCAAGACCCCCCGUGCGGAUCUGGCCUCACGCCUCACCGGGAAGACCAAGAAAGAGAAGGAGAAGAAAGAGAAAGCCCUGAAGAAGAAGUCGUCCGUCGUCAGUCUGGAUCCGGAAGGACUCAACGUCGAGGUCGGAGACCAGGUUUUGGUUGCCGGGCAGAAAAAUGGCAUUGUGCGCUUCUUCGGAAAAACAGACUUUGCUCCAGGUUUGUGGUUCGGCGUGGAGUUGGACCAACCCACCGGCAAGCACGACGGCUCCGUGUUCGGCGUCCGCUACUUCAGCUGUCUGCCUAAAUAUGGCGUAUUUGCCCCACCCUCCCGAGUCCAGAGGAUCGGAGGACCUCCAGAAGGCUCUCAGAAGAACAUGAAGAAAGUCCACCAGGUCACCAUGUCUCAACCCAAGCGGAACUUCAACGCGGUGGGUUCUCCGAAAGAUCUGACCUCCGAGAGCUCCAUGUCCAGGUUGCUCUUCUGCUGUUGGUUUCCGUGGAUGCUACGAGCCGAGAUGCAGUCCUAACCGGCGAAACGUCCCAUCCUGUCUCCUGAUUUCCGCUCGUGUUUCCAAACAAUCUUCUCGCUUAGCUGUUCCAAAUCUUUUAGUGCCUUGUUGAUCAAACGUACCUGCUGAAGAAACCCUCGCUUGCUAUUUGUUCACUUUUGUUUUCCCUCAGAAUCUCCAAAGUUGAACUUCGUUUGAGUGUGGACAAGCUACUCUUCAGUCUUUAGAUGCGUAUCUGAUUCCAGUCCGAUUCCUCCUCAAAUCUGAUGAUUCUCACUAUUUUGAAGCAAGUGUCCAUUUCAGAUCAGGUCAAAAACCAUCUAAGACCGAGAAGAGUCCUGUCCAAAUCUGAUCUGAAGCCACCUCCCAUAUGUGGUUUCAGAUCAGAUUUCUAUGUUUUGUGACUGUUCAGCCUAGAAAAAUUGCCAGUCUGAACGAGGCCUUUUGUCGGGUGACAAAGGGUUUCUCGGAAGGUACGGAGAACGAGUUGGAUAUACAGAAGCAUAUUGCUGUCAUUGCCCUUCUGGAAAAAUAAGACCACUAUAAUGUUUUUACAUAAUAAUGAACUAGUCAUUUAAAAUCGCGGUUUUUAUCAUGUAGUAACAUCUUUAUUACUGUGUAAAAAAUUUUUUGACAUGACAUUUAGCAUGUUUUUAAAAGGUUGAUAUGUAAGAACGAGGCAUGCGAAAAUCUGUUAUGUGAUACACGAUAACUAAUUUAAAAAUGUGUUUAUCACGUUUAUUAGUAUGUAAAAAAAUUUUUUUUGACAUGACAAUUAGCAUGUUUUUAAAAGGGCGAUAUGGAAUAAUUAGUCAUGCAAAAAUGUGUUAUUGUAACAUAUGGCGACUAUCAUAUAAUAGUGUGGUUAUUAUCAUGUAAUAACAUGUUUGUUAUCGUGUAAAAACAAAUUUUGGACAUGACAAUUAUCACAUAUCGCCCUUAUAAAAACAUGAGUCUUGCGAAAAUCUGUUAUGUAACACGUGAUAACUAUGAUUUAAAAUUGAGGUUAUUAUCAUGUAAUAACAUGUUUAUUAUUGUGUAAAAAAAUUGACAUGACAAUUGGCAUGUUUUAGAAAGCGCGAUAUGUGAUAACUAGUCAUGCGAAAAUGUGUUAGGUAACAUGAUAACUUUCAAGUUAAAAUGUGGUUAUUAUCAUGUAAUAACAUGUCUAUUAUGGUAUAAACAUAUUUUGACAUGACAAUUAGCAUGUUUUUUAAAAGGCAAUAUGUGAUAACAACUCAUGUGAAAAUGUGUUAUGUAACUCACGAUAACUAUAAUGUAAAAAUGUAGUUAUCAUGUAAUAACAUGUUUAUUAUUGGGUAAAAAAAUUGACAUGACAAUUAGCAUGUUCAUGCAAAUAUGUGUUAUAUAACACACAAUAACCAUCAUAUAAAAAUAUAAAAUAUAUAAAAAUUUGGUUAUUAUCAUGUAAUAACAUGUUUAUUUUCAUGUAAAAAAAGUAAAAACCGUUGAGCGUUUUUACAUGUUAAUUAACAUGUUUUUGAGGGGGUGAUAUUAUGUGAUAAGUAGAUACUAAAAAUUAUGUUUUAAAAAAUGUGCUAAUUAUCAUGUAAAAACGCUAUAAUGUUCAUGUAAAAAAGUCCAAACGUAUGCUUUUGCCUGUUAAUCAUCAUGUUCUUGUUCAAAUGUGAUAUUUAUCACAUUUUUGCAUGAUUGUUAUCACAUUUUUACAUAAUAGUCACCGUUUAUACAUGAUAAUCAUCAGUUUUACAUGAUGAUCAUCAUGUUUUUACCCGAAAUGCCAUAUUUAUAUCAUGAUAACACACUUUUGCAUGAUAAUAUUUUUUGCGUAAUACUAUCGCAGUUUUACGUGAUAAUCGUCCCGUUUAUAUAUGUUUUUUUACAUGAUAAUAACUUUAUACAAGUUAAUCAUCCUGUUUUUUUUUUUUUUUACCGAUAUGACAUGUUUACAUUAUGUUAAAAUGUGAUUUUCAUCACCUUUAUACACGAUAAUCAUUCUGUUUGAAAUGAUCAUCAUGACAUUUUUACAUCAUGUGAUAUCAUGUUUUUGCAUGAUAGUUAUCACGUUUAUACAUGAUAAUCAUCCUGUUUUUACAUUAUAACCAUUACAUUAUUACAUGAUAAUCAUCAUGUUUUCCCUGAUAUUUCAUUUUUACAUCCUGUUAAAAUGUUAUAUUUAUCACAUUUAUACAUGAUAAUCAUCCUGUUUUUACGUGAUCAUCAUAUUUUUAAAUGUAAUCAUCACAUUUUUACAUCAUGUCAUAUCAUGUUUUUGCAUGAUCGUUAUCACAUUUUUACAUGAUAAUCAUCACAUUUUUACAUCACGUGAUGUUUAUCAUGCUUUGUAUGAUAGCUAUCAUAUUUUUACAUGAUAAUCACCUUGUUUUUACACGUUAAACAUCCUGUUUUAAAUGACAAUCAUCAUUUUUACAUCGUGAUAUUUAUCACAUUUAUACAUGAUAGUUAUCACAUUUUUACAUGAUAAUCAUGCUGUUUUAAAUGAUAAUAGUCAUUUUUUGCAUGAUCAUUAUCACAUUUUUACACGAUAAUCAUCUCGUUUUUACAUGAUAAUUAUCACAUUUUUACAUCAUGUGAUAUCCCGUUUUUGGAUGAUUGUUAUCACAUUUUUACAUGAUAAUCAUCCUGUUUUUACAUGAUAAUCAGCACAUUUUUAAAUCAUGUCAUCAUGUUUUUGCAUGAUCGUUAUCACAUUUUUUACAUGAUAAUAUUGUUUUUACAUGAUAAUAAUCACUUUUACAUGAUAAUCAUCCUUCUUGUACUUGAUUAUUUAUCAUGUUAUCAUUUAUCAUGUUAACAUUUAACAUCCUAGUCAAAUUUUCGUACGAUAAUCCGUGUUUUUUCACAAGUUAUUACAUAUUUACAUGAUACUUCUGACACUUUUCCAGUAAAAAUGAUCUUUUUUUUUUUUUUUUUUACCAGACAUCACAAUUUGACAUUAUGCUAACAUGAUAUUUAUGACAUUUUUCCUUGAUAGUUUUUCCGGUGUGUCAGCAAUAUGCUUCCGUGGACAAGUGAGUUGAAAUGUUGCAGAGCCAAAACACGCAAAGCGAGCUAAAACAUGCACCUAUGAUGGCGUUUAGAUUUUUUUCGUUAAAGCCUUUACGUUGCUGCCUUUCGAUUUUUAGUAUUUUUUAUUUCAAGUAUUUGGAACUUAUCAAAUAAGAUGCUCUUAUUGGACGUCAGUGACACGGAAACAUAAUCGCUCUGUGUCAGGUUUAUCCCCCCGUUUAUCACCGUCAAUGGCGGCCAACUUCAUUCGACCCACGUUACUCGGCUUCGGCCACUAGGCGCCACCAGUGACUCACUAGUGUCUUGUUAGUUCUCUAUUGUAAUUCAUACAGUCUAUAUAUAGAUAUCGAUACAGUAUAUAUGAAUGGAUUAUCUUGUACACAAGCAUCCUUCCAACUUUACCAAGUGGACUUUCGGUUCUGGCCGUGUUUUUGGGUUCUUUUCAUGGCGUGCGCGUGUGUUCCUACGGUUCACUGCAUGCUGUGUACUCUUAUCUCUGUGGACUUUCUCAUCUUCUCAUUAGCAUGGAAAAUAUUAACAACUACUGUCAUUCACUCGAUAUACAAAAUAAAGGAUUUGAUGG